GGCUUGCCUGGAGGUGGGGCAUCGGGAUCCGGAAACUCGGGACUGAAGCCUGUCAAAUGCAAAUUUAUUUUUAUCUUUAGUGCCCAGGAGGUGAUCAUCCCGGCUGGACCUGGUGCCUAGGGUCCGAGGUGUCUUCUCUCUGGUCUUUUUGGGGCGAUCCGGAGGCUGAGGCUAUCUGGGCUGCGGCCUGGUGCCCUGUCGUGGGGGCUCCUAUUUGCGGGGGCCAUGCCCGUGGCCGCCGCCCCCAUCAUCAGCUCCGUGCAGAAGCUGGUUCUGUAUGAGACCAGAGCUAGAUACUUUCUAGUUGGGAGCAACCAUGCAGAAACAAAAUACCGUGUUUUGAAAAUUGAUAGAACAGAACCAAAGGAUUUGGUCAUAAUUGAUGAUAGGCAUGUAUAUACUCCACAAGAAGUGAGGGAGCUCCUUGGCCGAUUGGAUCUAGGAAACAGAACAAAGAUGGGCCAGAAAGGAUCCUCCGGGUUAUUUCGAGCUGUUUCAGCUUUUGGUGUUGUAGGUUUUGUCAGGUUUUUAGAAGGCUAUUAUAUUGUGUUAAUAACUAAAAGGAGGAAGAUGGCAGAUAUUGGAGGUCAUGCAAUAUAUAAGAUUGAAGAUACAAAUAUGAUCUAUAUACCCAAUGACUCUGUACGAAUUACUCAUCCUGAUGAAGCUAGAUACCUACGAAUAUUUCAAAAUGUGGAUCUAUCUAGCAAUUUUUACUUUAGUUACAGCUAUGAUUUGUCCCACUCACUUCAAUAUAAUCUCACUGUCUUGCGAAUGCCCCUGGAGAUGUUAAAGUCAGAAACGACCCAGUCUCGCUCGGAGAGUUUUGACAUCUUUGAAGAUGAAGGAUUAAUUACACAGGGUGGAAGUGGUGUUUUUGGGAUCUGUGGUGAGCCUUAUAUGAAGUAUGUGUGGAAUGGUGAACUUCUGGAUAUUAUUAAGAAUACUGUGCAUCGUGACUGGCUAUUGUAUAUUAUUCAUGGGUUCUGUGGGCAGUCAAAGCUGUUGAUCUAUGGUCGACCAGUGUAUGUCACUCUAAUAGCUAGAAGAUCCAGUAAGUUUGCGGGGACCCGUUUUCUCAAGAGAGGUGCAAACUGUGAGGGUGAUGUUGCAAAUGAAGUGGAGACUGAACAAAUUCUCUGCGAUGCUUCUGUGAUGUCUUUUACUGCAGGAAGUUAUUCUUCUUAUGUACAAGUUAGAGGAUCAGUUCCUUUGUACUGGUCUCAGGAUAUUUCAACUAUGAUGCCUAAACCACCUAUUACCUUGGAUCAGGCAGAUCCAUUUGCACAUGUGGCUGCCCUUCACUUUGACCAGAUGCUUCAGAGGUUUGGCUCCCCCAUCAUCAUCUUGAAUUUAGUGAAGGAACGAGAGAAAAGAAAGCAUGAGAGAAUUCUGAGUGAAGAACUUGUAGCUGCUGUGACGUACCUCAACCAGUUCCUGCCUCCCGAGCACACCAUCAUUUACAUUCCUUGGGACAUGGCCAAGUACACCAAAAGCAAGCUGUGUAAUGUUCUUGAUCGACUGAAUGUGAUCGCAGAGAAUGUGGUGAAGAAAACAGGUUUCUUUGUAAACCGCCCUGAUUCUUACUGUAGCAUUUUGCGGCCAGAUGAAAAGUGGAAUGAUCUAGGAGGAUGUGUGAUCCCCACUGGUCGCCUGCAGACUGGUGUUCUUCGAACCAACUGUGUGGACUGUUUAGAUCGCACCAACACAGCGCAGUUUAUGGUAGGAAAAUGUGCUUUGGCUUAUCAGCUGUAUUCCUUGGGAUUGAUUGACAAGCCUAAUCUGCAGUUUGAUACAGAUGCAGUCAGGUUAUUUGAGGAACUCUAUGAAGAUCAUGGGGAUACCCUGUCCCUUCAGUAUGGUGGCUCUCAACUUGUUCAUCGUGUAAAAACCUACAGAAAAAUCGCACCAUGGACCCAGCACUCAAAAGAUAUCAUGCAGACCCUGUCUAGGUAUUACAGCAAUGCGUUUUCAGAUGCUGAUAGACAGGAUUCCAUUAAUCUCUUCCUGGGAGUUUUCCAUCCCACUGAAGGAAAACCUCAUCUCUGGGAACUCCCAACAGAUUUUUACCUGCAUCAUAAAAACACCAUGAGACUUUUACCAACAAGAAGAAGUUAUACUCACUGGUGGACACCGGAGGUAAUAAAACAUCUGCCACUGCCUUAUGAUGAAGUUAUCUGUGCUGCAAACUUUAAGAAGUUGAUAGUGAAGAAAUUUCACAAACACGAAGAAGAGAUUGACAUCCACAAUGAGUUCUUCCGACCAUAUGAGCUCAGUAGCUUUGAUGAUACCUUUUGCUUGGCAAUGACCAGUUCAGCACGGGACUUUAUGCCGAAGACUCUUGGCAUUGAUCCAAGUCCAUUUACUGUGCGUAAACCAGAUGAAACUGGAAAAUCAGUAUUGGGAAACAAAAGCAAUAGAGAAGAAGCUGUAUUACAGCGGAAGACAGCGGCCAGCGCCCCGCCUCCCCCCAGCGAGGAGGCUGUGUCCAGCAGCUCUGAUGACGACUCUGGGACCGACCGGGAGGAGGAGGGCUCCGUGUCUCAGCGCUCCACUCCAGUGAAGAUGACCGACACGGGGGACAGUGCCAAAGCGGCCGAGAAUGUGGUCCAGCCCAUGAAAGAGGUAUAUGGAAUUAGCCUCUUUGAUGGUAUCUCAGAGGAAGAUCUCUCCAUUUAUUCAAGAUUUGUGCAGCUGGGUCAGAGUCAACAUCAGCAGGAGAAGAGCAGCCAGCAGCUCUGUUCCAGGUGCCCAGAUGGAGUUAUAAAAUUAACACCCAUCUCAGCUUUCUCACAAGAUAAUAUCUAUGAAGUUCAGCCGCCAAGAGUAGACAGAAAAUCUACAGAGAUCUUCCAGGCCCACAUCCAGGCCAGCCAAGGCAUCAUGCAGCCCCUCGGGAAAGAAGACUCCUUCGUGUACCGGGAGUACAUCCGAAACCGCUACCUGUGAGGAGAGAGGGGCCAACCAAGUCCGUUUGCUUCUGUUGUCAUCUGCUCUGUCUCAUUUUAAAAGUGUGAUUUCCUGGCAGACCUUUAUAUCUAGAGGGUUUUCCUUUUUUUGAAACUGGUUAAUUAUAAAUAUUAGGUUAUAAGGAAAUGACUGACUAUUUUUGCUGUCAUUGUCUUUGCUUUAUUUUAAAAAUACUUUGCUUAGAAAUGUGAUCAGUACAGUAUCACAUCAUCACAUUAAGAAAUUAAUUUAAUAGUUAUUUAUUGAGCGUUGUGCCAGGCACUGCAGUAGGGUCUGGGAGUAACCACAUUAAAAAAGAGAGAGAGACCAAUAAAUUCCUGCAAAAUGAAGUCAGAUUAUUUUUCUUUGUAGUUAACAUAUUUUUUUUAAAAAAAAUUUCUGAUGGUUUUUAUGUUAACUUUGUGUUUUGAUAAAAAAUCUAUUACUUUGAAGCCCUUAAAUAUUUAUGGAUAAAGAUGUCAGCAAAGUGCUCUCUAAUGAGCCAAAUACUAGUCAUUGUAAAUCUUGGAAAAAGUAAACAAAGGUCUUUGAACUAUUCCUACCAACUUUCUAUAGACAUGAAAUUAUGUAAAAUUAAACAUUAAAAAUCAGUUACCUGC
Pipistrellus kuhlii (Kuhl's pipistrelle) is the source of this 3569-nucleotide messenger RNA. It is a transcript of the gene FIG4, whose product is annotated as FIG4 phosphoinositide 5-phosphatase. The transcript is spliced from 23 exons. Lineage: Eukaryota; Metazoa; Chordata; Mammalia; Chiroptera; Vespertilionidae. Gene Ontology annotation, biological process: phosphatidylinositol dephosphorylation. The record is from RefSeq and is a predicted model, not a curated record. Bases 226 to 2949 code for a protein of 907 amino acids. Gene Ontology annotation, molecular function: phosphatidylinositol-3,5-bisphosphate 5-phosphatase activity. Gene Ontology annotation, cellular component: intracellular membrane-bounded organelle.